AUGUCUUUGGAUGAUCUUCGAGCAGUUCUCAAGCGACACGAGACACGUAAGAGUGACGCUGAGAUCGAUGCCAACUCCGGGGCACUCGCCAAGGAAGUCGGCAUUUCAGAAGUCAAAGCGGUACAAAAGAGGAGUUUGUCGAAGCUUCGUUCUUCAACGAAAUCGACGCAGGGAUCGUGCUGGAGCUGUGGUGGAGAUCACCACCGUCGGACAUGUGAAUUUCGUAGUUCGGUAUGCCACACCUGCCGCAAGAAGGAUCAUGUGGCCAAAGUUUGCCGAGCUAGUAAGAGAGCCCAGACUAACUCCGUGCUUUCUUCGAUGAUUUCGGAUCGAGAGCUGGCGGAAGGGCGCACGUUUGUGGAGGUCAAGGUUAACGACCAUCUUACAUCGUUCAGGGCGGACUCCGGUGGAGAUAUUUCCACGAUUUCUACGGGCACAUGGAAAAGCAUGGGAGCGCCCGAACUCCAACCGUAUGACACGCCAUGCACGCAAGCGGAUGGGUCAAGGUUACGUGUGGAAGGUCACUUCCAGGCGCUUCUGGAACACGGAGGUCGCCAGUGCAAGGAACACAUCUUGGUUCUGAAGUCUGGCACCAAUAACCUACUAUGCGGGCGAGCUCUGAAAAAUCUUGAUCUGCUGAGCUGGAAGACCGAUCUGGUAGAACCGUGUGUCGCUGAAGUAGCGUCCCUGUCGCCAUACGCUUCGUUGCUCCAAAAGGAGUUCCCAUCCUUGUUCGAGAAAGGGUUGGGCUGUUGCUCGAAGUUGGAAGUCAAACUCUACUUACAUGAGAACGUCAAGCCCGUUCAUUUGCCACCGCGUCCGAUCGCCAUGGCUUUCAAGGAAAAAGUCGAUGAAGAGUUGGACCGCCUUCUGAACAAUGGCACGAUCGAAGCAGUCGAACAAUCGAAUUGGGCAGCUCCGAUUGUGGUCAUCAAGAAGCCGAACGGUACUCUGAGAGUAUGUGCAGACUAUUCUACCGGGCUAAAUUCGGCGUUAAAAGAUCUGAACCAUCCACUUCCCAACAUGGAGGAAAUCAUGUCAAGGUUCUCCGGGAACCAGGUUUUCUCGCAGCUCGACUUGGCGGACGCCUAUCUACAGCUCAAGUUGGAGAAAGACAGCCAGCAGUUCACGACUAUUUCGACGCAUCGCGGUCUGUUCCGAUAUAAACGGCUGGUAUUCGGCCUAAAGACGGCGCCGGCGAUUUUUCAGAAAGCAAUUGAACAGUCACUGGCUGGUUUGGAAGGGACGCUUGUUUAUCUCGACGACAUUCUCGUCAUGGCCCCGGAUCGCAAAACGCACGAUCAACGCCUGCAUGCCGUUCCCCGAAGAUUCCUAGAAUGGGGUUUCCACUUGCGUUUGGAAAGAUGCACUUUCGCCCGGAGCGAAGUCAAGUAUCUGGGCGUGAUAGUUUCGCGAAGGGGUAUUGAAGCUGACCCAAAGCGAAUUUCGGCAAUUCAAGCAAUCUCCGAUCCGACGAACAAGAAAGAAGUUCGUUCCCUUCUGGGCCUCGUGAAUUACUACGGCAAAUUCGUGCCACAUCUACACACGUACAAGGCCCCUCUCGAGAAGUUGCUUCCCAAUGAGGUGACGUUCGAGUGGACUAAAGAACACAGCAAUUGCCUCUCAGAAAUCAAGAAAGUUCUUGCCGGCCCCCUCCUGCUCGCGCAUUAUGACCCACGGCAGACGCUCGUGGUUGCUGCCGAUGCGAGUCCCUCGGGUAUUGGAGGGGUGCUUCUGCAACGCUAUGCGGAUGGGAAUGAGAAAGCCGUGUUUCAUAUGGCUAAAUCUCUGAACAAAGCACAGAGGAACUACAGUCAAGUUGGAAAAGAAGCUCUGGCAUUGGUGACAGCGGUAGAGCGCUUCAAAAGGCUCGUUUGGGGUCGUCAUUUCAUCCUACAAACCGAUCACCAACCGCUCGUCGCCCUGUUUCGUCCGACCAACAUGAAAGGCUUGUCAGAACGGACGGCGGCUCGCCUACAACGUUGGGCCUUGAGGCUCGUAGGCUUCGACUUCGAUAUCGAAUAUAUUCGAACAGACCUCUUCGGGCACGCGGACGCGCUCUCUCGCUUAGUCCAGGAAGUUCGAGCAGGCGCUCGAGACUCGGCGCUCGACGAGGUCGUGGCCUCCAUAGAUGUUUCGUGCGAGACAAGUCUUCAAGAGUUGGUGAUCAACGCACUUCAUUCCACCGACUCUCGAAAUCUGGUGGCUUCGCAGACAGCGAAAGAUCCAGUUCUCGCAAAGGUCCUGAAGCGGUUGAAGGAGGGCUCUGUUCCUGCUACGGUCAAACGCCGCGUACUUGAGCAGCUACAUCAAGCACAUCCGGGCAUACGGCGAAUGAAGUCUCUGGCGCGUCUCCACUUUUUCUGGCCGGGAAUGACGGCCGAUAUUGAGAAGUUUGUCAAAGCGUGUUCUCGGUGCUUGCAAACGUCGUCGGCUCCGAUAAAGGUUCCGCUGAAUCCGUGGCCUAGUGCGCUCAAACCGUGGUCAAGGGUUCAUCUAGAUUUCGGUGAACCUCGCAAAGGGCGGCUAUUCAUCGUCGCUGUCGAUAGUUUCUCGAAAUUUGUCGACGCGCAGUGGAUGUCUUCCACAACUUCCGCCGCCUCGAUCGACUAUCUCCGACGGCUCUUCCGACUACUCGGUCCUCCGGAAACGCUGGUCAGCGACAAUGGUCCCCAGUUCACCUCGGCCGAAUUCGCGAAGUUCUGUGCCGACUCGAGUAUUGUACAUCUGCGGUGCGCGCCUUCAAUGCCUCAAAGUGAUGGUCAAGCCGAGAAAAUGGUGCGCACGAUCAAAGAUGCAAUCGAUUCCGAUGGAGAGUCUCGCAUGCUGCCACCGACGAAAUGCAAGGUUCCCGUUGAUUACAAGAAACUCAACGGUUAA
This is a messenger RNA of Galendromus occidentalis (western predatory mite), 2880 nucleotides long. RefSeq lists its product as uncharacterized. Bases 1 to 2880 code for a protein of 959 amino acids. Gene Ontology annotation, molecular function: nucleic acid binding. The record is from RefSeq and is a predicted model, not a curated record. The transcript has 4 exons. Gene Ontology annotation, biological process: DNA integration. NCBI's taxonomy places the organism in Eukaryota, Metazoa, Arthropoda, Arachnida, Mesostigmata, Phytoseiidae.